This is a messenger RNA of Acanthosepion pharaonis, 2061 nucleotides long. The record is from the annotation of a GenBank genome assembly. Lineage: Eukaryota; Metazoa; Mollusca; Cephalopoda; Sepiida; Sepiidae.
AUGAGCCAGAGUGCUCCGCACGUUACCGCAACAUCGAAUUCCUCACGGUCGUUUUUGUCUAAAUCCAACUGCUGCUCCUUCAAAGGUUUAAGUGGGUAUUUACGGGAGAGCAUGAAGGCCCAAUUGGAUGAUGUGCGCUCUACAGUUUUCUGGAAGGCUUUCCUGGCCGAAGUCAUUGGAACUUUCUUUCUGGUCUUCCUUAUUAUCGGGUCGCUAAUGCAUAAUCCAAACAAAGAAGGUGGGCCCUCACAUCUACAUGUUGCUCUACUGGCAGGCUUCUUUAUUGCUACCAUCAUCAUGACAUUUCUACACGUUAGCGGUGGACAUGUGAACCCAGCUAUCAGCAUCGGUUUUCUGGUGACCAGGCAUAUCAGCUUAAUUCGCUUCCUCAGUUACAUUGCUGCCCAACUCCUUGGCGCCAUUGCAGGUGCUUAUAUGCUUAAAGUCCUCUGCCCUACCACCAUGCAUGCUAAAUUGCACACUAUCAAACCAGACACGGACAUGAGUGACCUGCAGGCCGUCAUUAUGGAAUUCAUUGUCACCUUUUUCUUGCUUUUCGCCGCCUUCUCCAUGAUUGACCAUGGUAGGAAAGACGUUUCAGGUUCAAUCCCGCUGGGCAUUGGUAUCAUCGUCGUCGUCAACAUUCUGGCCUGCCACAGUCGUAUACAUACUUCUUUCUUUCUUUCUUUCUUUCUUUCUUUCUUUCUUUCUUUCUUUCUUUCUUUCUUUCUUUUGUUCCUUUGUUUCAUUCUGUCUUUAUUGUUUAGUUUCUUUCUUUUGUUUGAUUUUUCUUUCUUUUAUUUGUUUGUUUCUUCCUUUCUUUUACUUUAUUUUUAUUUUAUUUUCUUUUUCUUUUCUUUCUUUUUCCGUUUUUGGUCUUUCUUUUCUUUUUUCCUUUCUUUUGUUCCUUCAUUUAUUUUUUUGUUCCUUUCUUUCUUUUUCCUUUCUUUCUUUUUCCUUUUUCUUUUUCUUUCUUUUUCCUUUCUUUGUUCUUUCUUUUCCUUUUCUUUCUUCCUUUCUUUUGUUCCUUCGUCUGCUUUUUCUCCCUUUCUAUUUCCUUUCAUUCUUUUUCUUUCUUUUUCCUUAUUUUUUUUUCCGGUUUUCGUUCUUUCUUUUCUCCUUUCUUUCUUUCUUUCUUUCUUUCUUUCUUUAUUUAUUUAUUUAUUUAUCUGUUUAUUUAUUCCUUUCUUUUCUUUCUUUUUCUGUACUUUCUUUCUUUCUUUCUUUCUUUCUUUCUUUCUUUCUUUCUUUCUUUCACACUUUCGUUUCUAUCCAAGCUAUAUAAUCCAUAUCUAUCUAUCUAUCUAUCUAUCUAUCUAUCUAUCUAUCUAUCUAUCUAUCUAUCUAUCUAUCUAUCUCAUUUGUUCAUUAUCUAUCUCAGUCUGCUCAUAUCUAUCUAUCUCAGUCUGUUCAUUAUCUAUCUAUCUAUCUAUCUAUCUAUCUAUCUAUCUAUCUAUCUCAGUUUGCUCAUUUCUAUCUAUCUAUCUAUCUAUCUAUCUAUCUCAGUCUGUUCAUUAUUUAUCUCAGUCUGCUCAUAUCUAUCUCACUCUGUUCAUUAUCUAUCUAUCUAUCUAUCUAUCUAUCUAUCUAUCUCAGUCUUCUCAUAUCUAUCGAUCUAUCUGCGAAAUACGCCGUAUUUAUCUCUCUGUCUUUCUGUCUCGUCUUUCAUAUUUAGCCAUUAAUUCCCCACCUCUCUCUCAUUCUCUCUCUCUCUCUCUCUUUCUCUCUCUUUCACUCUCUCAACUUUACAUUUUUGCUAUCAAUUCAUCUAUCUCACACUAUCUAUCUAUCUAUAUCUUGCGCACACUCAAUAUUCAUUCCGCUACACACUUAUCUCAGUCAAGUUCAUUAUCUAUCUAUCUAUCUAUCUAUCUAUCUAUCUAUCUAUCUAUCUAUCUAUCUACCAUAAACUCUUCCUAUCUAUCUAUCUAUCUAUCUAUCUAUCUAUCUAUCUAUCUAUCUAUCUACCAUGAGCUCUUCCUAUCUAUCUAUCUAUCUAUCUAUCUAUCUAUCUAUCUAUCUAUCUAUCUAUCAAGGAAUGCUGAACAGUUCCCAGGCUGA